GGUUACCAGAAAGGUCAUGUGACAGGAUGUGAUUGGAGGAGGAAUGUAAUUUCGCGGGAUUUUCGUAGUAAGGCACAACAUUUAAUUGUUUAGUUCGAUUGUGUCUUACAAUUUUGAGCUUUUUUAUCAUUUAUUUUGGGCAAAUUUCUGGUCGUCCUUUUAAUUUUUUAUUUUUAAAUUGAUAAGCCGUCGUCCGACUUCAGAGUUAUCAAAUAUGGUGAAGACUAGGCAACAGUUUAAGAUUGCUUUUCGCAAACGUAAAAGCAAGUAUUCGAAGGAGAAGCCAUUAGAUGGCGGAGUCGACGGUCGUGCGGAGAAAUCAUUGGUUUUUUAUGACAAUACCCAAGGUGAAGAUGGAAGUGACAGUCCAGUGCCAUCAUCCCAUUCAUCGCCCAUAAACAAGAGAUCGCACAAUGAGAUGGAAGAUGUUUCAAACGAUCGCUUAGUGCAAACUUGUGUAUUUCAAACGAAAAACUCAGACGAAAUAGCCUCAAAAUUCCGUAGAUUUUCAAACCAUAAUGAAAACGAAGAGAAUGAAGGAAGUUUGACCAUUUGCAACACAAAUAUCACUGGGCAACAAUCCAACAAAAAGAGAAGUUUUAAUCCUAGAAGAAAACUUAGAAGCACUCUUCGUCAUGCCAUAACCAAAGUUUCACCAAGUGAUGGUCCAAAACUGGAAUUAGCUGCUCAUCAACAAAAAAUUCAGAUAAUCAAAAGAUGAUGUUAGAUUCGGCUUCUACAAACAUUUUAUUUAUGCCAAACAUUAAAAUACUGAGAAGUGCAGAAAAAAGAUUGCCAAGUAGAUUUGCAAACUCUCUUGCCCAAACAAGUUGCGUGAAAAAGUUGGUGUCAAAGCUAUCAAAUUCUUCCCUGGAAGUUGAUAAAAAGCACAAGUGUAUUUCACCGAAGGAUACGACUUCUCACAGACAGUUAUUUCGUUGUUCCAGGCCAGAUGCUCAAGCUUAUAAGAAAGCAAAACAAGUCUUCAAUUCUUCCAUUCCAUCGAAUCUUCUUUGUCGUGAAACGGAAACACGACAAAUACAAGCGUUUAUUGAAGAACAUACAAAAUUACAGAAGCCUGGAAGUUUGUACAUAUCUGGUCCGCCAGGAACAGGAAAAACGGCUUGUUUGACCCAUAUUAUAGAAGAUUUACAGGAGAACGGAGUGAAAUGCGACAUUCAAUGUAUCAAUUGCAUGAACCUCAGUCGAUCGCAUCGAAUCUUCUCGAAGAUAGCUCAGGAGCUAACUGGUUGGGACAAGCUCACAAACGCAGAAGCUGAGAAGUUUUUAGAAAAGAAAUUUACUACUAAAGGCGCACCAAUUGUUUUGAUUCUGGAUGAGGUCGAUCAGUUGGAAAGUAAACGACAAGAUGUUCUGUACACAAUGUUUGAAUGGCCAUCCCUACCUUCCUCUCGGCUCAUUCUCAUCGGAAUCGCCAACGCUUUGGACUUGACUGAUAGACUCCUUCCAAGACUGCAUUUACGACCAGAAUGUAAACCCAAAUUACUUCAUUUUCCGCCUUAUUCCAAAGACCAAAUCGUGAAAAUUCUCUCGGCAAGAUUAAGCGAGGUCGAAGUCUCACAGAAUGUCGUCGAUGUAAGUGCUGUUCAGUUUUGUGCGCGGAAGAUAGCAGCCGUGUCCGGUGACAUGCGCAAAGCCUUGGAUAUCUGUCGUAGAGCUGUUGAAAUUGUCGAAGGCGAAGUACGACGACAGCAAAUUCUGAAACCUGUAGAUACUUCCCAAUCGUCUACAAAUGAAGUGAAGAAAGUCACCAUUGCUCAUGUUUCAAAAGUAAUAUCCGCUGUUUACGGUUCUCGUUUGAUCAACACUUGCGGUGGUGAGCAGCCAACAAUCCCUCUACAACAGAAGAUACUUAUAUGUACUCUCCUGCUUCUACAAAAACAAAGUAAACUUCGCGAGUUAUCAGUUGGACAGCUUCAUGAGACGUAUAGAAGCAUUUGCAAGAAAAGAAAAGUUUCUCAAAUCAAUCAGGAAGACUGUCUUUCAUUGUGUAGUCUUCUCGAGACUAGAGGCAUUGUUUCACUAAAACGAGCUAAAGAAACUAGGAGUACUAAGGUUUCGUUGAAAAUCGAUGAGCGAGAAGUCGAACAUGCUCUUAAAGACAAAAUUCUCAUAACAAGCAUUCUUCAAGGAGGCUUGGCAUUGUGAUGGCAUUUUAUUGCUCAGGAAAUUGUUUUUCAACUAUGUCAAAACAUCCCGGUCAUUUUUAACUUGUUUUUUCCCACUUCACCUGUUCGUACGAAGCAAUCAUUAGUUUAUUUAUAGCUAGUGUUUUUGUAAAUUUUAAGAGUUUUUAUUGCACGGAUUUCAGUAUCGAAUUGAGUAAAGUUUGAUUUGAAAUA
Molecule: messenger RNA, 2363 nt
Organism: Xenia sp. Carnegie-2017
Lineage: Eukaryota; Metazoa; Cnidaria; Anthozoa; Malacalcyonacea; Xeniidae
Product: cell division control protein 6 homolog
Exons: 15
Coding region: 718-2169 (483 amino acids)
Biological process (GO): mitotic DNA replication checkpoint signaling; DNA replication initiation; cell division
Cellular component (GO): nucleus
Molecular function (GO): ATP binding; DNA replication origin binding; ATP hydrolysis activity
Source: RefSeq, a predicted model, not a curated record